This is a messenger RNA of Paraglomus brasilianum, 3030 nucleotides long. Lineage: Eukaryota; Fungi; Glomeromycota; Glomeromycetes; Paraglomerales; Paraglomeraceae. The record is from the annotation of a GenBank genome assembly.
AUGGCAUCUCGAUUCAGCGGCAUAAAUACUCAAGACGAUGAAAACUUUUCUUAUCUUGAAUAUACUGGUGGUGAUACCCAAGCUUCACAAUAUGACUACAACGACAUAGACUCGACAUUAAGCUCUCAACAGACAAACCCCUACCACGAUGGCUCACAGUCUCAGUUCGUAGAACCUGAUCUAUCUGGUGUCGGCAUCGACGAGCUGGACUCAUUCCGGGAUCUGGCCAUUCUUGAAAAGGAAUUACCUGGACACGCCUGUAGAUACUGUGGGAUUCACGCCGUGAAUUCUGUAUCCAGAUGUGUUACCUGCAACAAAUGGUUCUGUAACUCGCGUGGAAAUACUUCUGGCUCACACAUUAUAAACCACCUUGUUCGAGCGAAGCACAAGGAAGUGGCUUUGCAUCCGGAAUCGCCCCUCGGGGAAACUACCCUUGAGUGUUAUAAUUGUGGUUGUAGAAACGUAUUUUUGCUUGGCUUCAUUCCGGCAAAGAGCGACGCCGUAGUCGUUUUACUCUGCAGGCAGCCUUGCGCGGCUAUGCCAAGUAGCAAAGAUAUGAAUUGGGAUACGUCUCAGUGGUUACCUUUGAUCGACGAUAGAUGUUUUCUUUCGUGGCUUGUUAAGGUUCCAAGUGAACAAGAACAGCUACGCGCUCGCCAAAUUACUGCGCACCAGAUAAAUAAAUUGGAAGAAUUGUGGAAAGACAAUAGUGAAGCCACACUUGAAGAUCUGGAAAAACCGGGUAUUGAUGACGAACCUCAACCUGUGUUAUUGAGAUAUGAAGAUGCCUAUCAAUAUCAAAACAUAUUUGGGCCCCUAGUGAAAAUGGAGGCCGACUAUGAUAAAAAAUUAAAAGAAUCUCAAACUCAAGAUGAUAUUGUAGUUCGCUGGGAUAUUGGUCUGAAUCAAAAGCGCAUUGCAUGGUUCUAUUUGCCCAAGCUUGAAUCGGGAGAGGUUCGACUGGCCGUUGGAGAUGAAUUGCGACUGCGUUAUCGCGGUGAAAUGCAAAAGCCUUGGGAAUGCGUUGGCCAUGUUAUAAAAAUACCCAACAAUGUCAGCGACGAGGUGGGAUUGGAAUUGCGCCGCAAUGACAACACGCCUGUAGACUGUACUGUCAAUUUCUCCGUGGAUUUUGUAUGGAAGUCGACCAGUUUUGAUAGGAUGCAACUUGCAAUGAAAACCUUUGCUGUCGACGAGACAUCUGUUAGUGGAUAUAUUUAUCAUAAACUACUCGGACACGAAGUUGAGCCUCAAGUAACUAGAACACAAAUGCCAAAGAGAUUUUCAGCGCCGCAUUUGCCAGAACUGAAUCAUUCCCAGGUCUAUGCAGUCAAAAGCGUUUUACAAAAACCUCUGAGUCUGAUUCAGGGUCCACCAGGCACAGGAAAGACAGUUACUUCAGCAACAAUUGUGUAUCAUCUGGCCAAAACAAACUCUGGACAGGUACUCGUUUGUGCUCCGUCUAACGUUGCUGUCGACCAAUUGACAGAAAAGAUACACGCGACUGGCCUGAAAGUUGUUCGGCUUACUGCAAAAUCACGUGAGGCACUGGAAUCACCGGUCUCCUUUCUCACAUUACAUGAGCAAGUACAAAAUAAUGAUACCAACGUUGAGUUGCAAAAGUUAAUUCAGUUGAAAAAUGAACAGGGCGAAUUGAGUAGUGCUGAUGAGAAAAAAUACAAAACGCUCAAACGGGCUUGUGAGCGUGAAAUAUUACAGAGCGCUGACGUGAUUCUUUGCACAUGUGUGGGUGCGGGUGAUCCGCGCUUGUCCAAAUUCAAGUUUAAAACAGUUCUAAUUGAUGAAGCAACGCAGGCAACAGAGCCAGAAUGCAUGAUUCCUCUUGUUUUGGGGUGCAAGCAAGCUGUGCUUGUGGGUGAUCAUCAACAACUCGGACCAGUUAUUAUGAAUAAGAAAGCUGCUAGGGCUGGACUUUGUCAAUCACUUUUUGAGCGUCUAGUAAUUUUGGGUAUUCGUCCAAUACGGUUACAAGUACAGUAUCGUAUGCAUCCAUGUCUAUCCGAAUUUCCCAGCAACAUGUUUUAUGAAGGAACUCUACAGAAUGGCGUGACCAGACAAGAACGUCUCAAGAAAAACGUAGACUUUCCUUGGCCCGCACCAGAAACCCCAAUGUUUUUCCAUUCCAAUCUGGGCCAAGAAGAAAUAUCAAGCAGCGGAACAUCUUAUUUGAACCGUACUGAGGCAUCAAAUUGUGAAAAAGUAGUUACCAAAUUCUUAAAAUCCGGAGUUUUACCCACACAAAUUGGAAUAAUUACGCCAUAUGAAGGACAACGCAGCUAUAUUGUUAGUUAUAUGCAAUUCAAUGGGUCACUGCGUAAAGAACUCUAUAAGGAGAUUGAAGUCGCCAGUGUUGAUGCGUUCCAAGGACGUGAAAAAGAUUACAUUAUUCUCAGCUGUGUGCGUAGUAAUGAGCAUCAAGGAAUUGGUUUUCUGAACGACCCACGCCGGUUGAACGUUGCGUUAACAAGAGCACGAUACGGUGUUGUAAUAUUAGGUAACCCGAAGGUGCUGAGUAAGCAUCCACUUUGGCAUCAUCUACUAAUGCACUACAAAGAAAAAGAUUGUCUGGUAGAGGGUCCAUUGAACAAUCUAAAGGUUAGCAUGAUCCAGUUUAGUCGUCCACGAAGGGCUUAUCGCAAGGAUGACAAGUUCCGUCAAGGACUGGCUCAUCAGGUCGAUGCACGUGAAGCUUUAGCGAAGCCGCCAUUGGCUAGUGAUAAUCGUCGUGGAGUUCGCACUUACGAUCCUGAUUUCAUGAGGACGCACGACCCUGGACCGCUUACUCAAAAUGCUUACAGUAGUCAAGGUUCAAUGAGCCUUGGACUGUCUCAAUCUGAUAGGCUUCGCAUGAUGGCAAGCUCAGCAAAUUCGGCUUCUAUCAUGUCGCAAGAUAGUUCUAUUGCAUAUCUUGAAGAUUAUAAGAGUCAAGGUGAUGAUACAAUACUAAGCCAGGACUAUGAAAUUCGAUCCCAAACUGGUUAUCCUAGCCAAAACUUUACCCAAUAUUAG